GAUGGCGGACGCCGUCGCCGACGCUCGUUGUUUCUAAAGCUGGCUGUUCCCUUAAACGCCUUCAAGCCGCGCGCUAUUCAUGAAGACCUACCCACGGAAUCGCUCUUUUGCUCGCUCCUCGACACGUCCUCGAGCCCGGCUGCUGCGAGCAAAAGUGUAUCUUAGUGAAAGAGCCGAUCGAGAUUUUCGGUGAUCGAUCGUGUGCUGUUGACUUGGUUGAGCGCCAUCUUCCUCUCGCUGAUCGAUUGAGAGGGACCGGUCGGAUGUUUUUUUGUUUUGUUUUUUCUCCCAUGAGCAUGCGCAGUGGAAGAAAACUUGCAAUGGCGCUCUUUGACCGCGUGGCUGUGCUCAAACUAAACUUUAAAUUUUUAAUAAUCCAAACCUGGCAAUGCAAUUUAAGUAACAUUCCACAAGGAAAUAGCAAGAUUCAAAAUAACAUGUAAGAUUCAAAACAACAUGUACAGAACAUGAAAAUGAAUGAAUGAAAAUAAAAUAUCAAAUAAAAGUUAGAGGUCUAUUUAGAAAGUAGAAUAUAUUUUUAUAUACAGAACGGGUCAUUUUCAUAUAAUUUGAUCAAUUGCGGUAAAGACGUGGCCCACUCAAUUUCCUUUUGAAAAUCAAUACAUUUUAUUGAUGUGAGCAUUUUGAAUUAUUGGCGGUUGUAAUCCGUGACCAAAAGGUCACAGUUGCUUCUCAAGGAAGAAAAGAAAAAAAAUCUAAAAUAAUACUUUUCAAACUCGUAAUACCAAGCUGUCUUUACCGUUAGGUGUCAGAAAUGAAGUUUCGUGAUCCGUAACAUGUUUUUUUCAUUUUUGGAGAUACCAGAUGUUUACAUACACUUUAAAAAGACACAUGCACUUCUUUUUCCUCUUUGCCUGACAUCUAAUCAGACUAAACAUUUCCCUGUAUUAGGUCAAUUAGGAUCUAGCAUGACUGCAAUUUUCCAAUUAUUUUGAUAAUUAUCUGUCACGUAAAAAGGCGAAGAAAUCACUCAGCAGAUACAUAAUUGGCCCAGAUUUCAUUCUGAGUGGGUACAUUUAAUUGAAGUAAAUUGAGAAGAUAUCAUCCUUAGUUCAGUGGAUAUACGUUUUGUAAUUUUAGUCUAAUGUAAAAUUUGUAUGUGCCUGUGUUCAAAGAGAAGCACUGUUCUGCACUGUGCAAAGGCCAUCUUGAAAAUGCUUUAUUAGGUCAAAAAAAAAAAAUAAUAGUAGUUGCUGUUCCAUUCAAGUCCUGUAGGUGUCAAUGGUGUGCUUUCAAAUUCUCGCCGGAAGAAGAAAUUUCAGACAUCUGUGGACUGUGAACGCUAACGCUCAAAACAACGGCAACAAGAAAACAAUGCACUUUUCGUAAGGCCGCUGAACCGUGUGGCACGGCCGAAUGCGACGCGACUUUUCACGAGUGGCUAGUUUUGCUGCAAUUUAAAAUUGGAAUUGCAGGUGAACAGCAUCGCAACGUCGCAGAUGACAAGGGCCGACGGGAAAUGUCGUGUUGUGUCGCGUAAUCUUUGACCUCUAAAAUGACCUCUCUGAGUACGACGCAAGAUCCUGCUGCUAAGAUGUAGCCUACACUUGGGGGGGAAAAAAGGAUAACAAAGCUGUCACUGGUUCAUUUUUUUUUUUUUUUAAUGCAAAUUGUUGAAAAUGUUUACUUUGCGACUUAAAUAUAUACUUUUUUUGGGGGGAAUUUACUGUAACAUGUACAGCUUGGCACCCGACUGAAAUAUUUAAAGCAAACGAAAUGAAGUUAGCAAGCGCUAACAUUUUGGCUAACACCGGACUUUGGGCGAUUGGCGAGCUGCGCCCUGGACCGCAUGUACGGACAAUUUACAAGCGCCAGCGAAAUUAACAUGCGUGUUUUUUUUUUUUUUUUAGGGAACGUGGGUGGAAACCGAAGUACCUUGAUUCCAACUCGCAACCUCUGACCAUGAGGCAGACGCACUCACCACAUGCCUACAGGCCUAAUAUACAUAAUAAUUCCCUUUGAACCCAAUUUAAAUAAUUACCAUAGAAAUAAAACAUCCUUUGUCGCUUGCAAUCAUUUCGUUAUAUUCCCUGAUUGGACCCCCCCACCCCCACCCCCAGGCUUGUGAGAAGAAUAGAAAUGUAGAGGGGAGGGGAUUUGCUGGAGACGUCACCAAAUAUGCAUUGCUACUUUCUCCCCAUUUUCUGCUCUCUCACUCCCACUCCCUCUCCCUGUCUCUUUCUUCCUCCCGGUGAGCAAGCUGCCCUCCCUCGUCAUCGUCAAGGCAUCAUGGGCACAACAUAAGCGCCUGCAGGCUUUCCACGCAUCAUGGGUUGCUGCCUCUGUAAAAGUCACAAAGAUGUCCGCUGUCCCGUGACGGCGCUCCACGAGAGUCAUCCUGCACUCUCCGCCAAGGAUGAGCAGGCUCCGUCAAACGGCAGAGCAGCAGAUAAAAGCGACCACUACAACAUUGGCGAGCUGGCCACGUCCUCUCUGUUAGGUCUGGUGGCUACGAUAAAGGAGCACAUCACCAAGCCCACGGCCAUGGCUCAAGGGCGAGUAGCUCACCUGAUCGAGUGGAAGGGCUGGGGAGGCGGGCCAGGCGGCGGGGGCUGGAGCGGAGGCUGGGCUCGAGGAGGCGGAAGCUGGGGGCCCCAGGAAGAUGAACAAUUUUACUCCCAAAUGACAGAUGAGAUCAAGGAAGCUCGCUUUGCCGCCGGAGUAGCAGAGCAGUUUGCCUUGGCUGAGGCGGCCAUGAGUGUUUGGCCCGUGAACGACUGCUUCGAGCAACCUUCGACCAGCUCGCAAGGAGCACCGAGGAGCCACCUGUUGUCUUGUUUCCUGCUGGACGACGGAAGCGUCAGCGUGCCCCAGUACCUGCACGGCCUCCGCGCUCAGACACACGGCGGCCUGGUCGCCCCCCGACCUCCGCCGGUGGCCUCCAUUAGACAGCGGGAGAGCAAUUCUCCCAGCGAGGACAAACGCAGCGCGGUCAGCGCAGAGGCGGCCGUGAGACACAUAGACAGCAGCUCGCCGUCCGAGGACGAUGUGUUUUAUAAUUAAACACCUUCGCAUUGCGACUGCGGCGGUGCCUUGCGAUACGAGAUCAUCACUUCACAACAAGCAGCAGUUUGGCAGGGUGGUGAAAAAUCCUUUUAUAAAAAAAAAAAAAAAAAAAAAAAAAAAAAUUCAAUCUGUUAAAUGCCAAUCCCCAGUCGGAGUUUACCGUCAAACUAAACAGAAGAGAAUUACACGUUGUGCGUUGAAAACAACCACAAUCUGUAGCUUUGCCUUUGGAAAGUCCACUUAGCUUAAUGCUAACAAACAAUGCAAAAUGCCAUUGACAGGCUAAUGAAUCACAUCAGUGUUUGACCCGUUCAGCCGAGGAUAUUUGAACACAAACGGUGUAGCAACACAAUGGAGACAGACAAUUUGAUACUCACAGGCAUCUACUCUUUAUCCUCCUCAAAGAAUGACUAAUACAGGUACAUCUUGGUAAAUUUGAAUUGAUGAUUACAGCUUACAGCAAAGUACAAACAAUCAAGAAACAAUGAUGAGCAUUUUCCAUGUGGAAACUAGGCAGGAAUUGUCUCUCUUAAAAGUGUUUCAUGAAUGAAUUAUAUAAUGUUAAUGAAGCUAUAUAAUGUUUGAGUACUGAAAUAAAUGGACUUUUCUACCA
This is a messenger RNA of Phycodurus eques (leafy seadragon), 3640 nucleotides long. It is a transcript of the gene fam131c, whose product is annotated as family with sequence similarity 131 member C. NCBI's taxonomy places the organism in Eukaryota, Metazoa, Chordata, Actinopteri, Syngnathiformes, Syngnathidae. The record is from RefSeq and is a predicted model, not a curated record. Bases 2290 to 3024 code for a protein of 244 amino acids. The transcript has 6 exons.